AUGGACCUCUUCGAUGAUUUGCCCGAACCUGAGAAGCUUCGUCCUUCCACCCCCGAAGCCCCCGGCUGGGGGGCCCCCGAGGUGGACGUGUUUGCCGAUCUGCCACCCCCCAAGGGGGAGAAUCGGGGCACCAAGCGCAAGGCCCAGGAGGGGGAAGACGAAGCCCCCGAUCCCCCCAGAGGAUGUGUGAAGCUGCGUGGUUUCUGUGCUCAGAAGCGGGGAGAGCGAGAGGAGAUGCAGGACAGACACGUAUUGCUGGAAGACUUCCACACGCUCAUUCCCAACCUGCACCCCUCCGUGUCUCGUGUGUCCUACUUUGCGGUGUUCGAUGGCCAUGGGGGGGCUAGGGCCUCUGACUUUGCGGCAGAAAACUUGCAUCGGCACCUGGCACAGAGAUUCCCCCACGGUCCCCUUUCGCGCAUCGAGAAGGAGAUGGGCCGCGCCCUCGUGGAGGCGUUCCGUCGCACGGACGAGGAGUUUCUGGUGCUGGCCAGCAGGGGGCGCCCCCGGUGGAAGGACGGGACCACGGCCCUCGUGCUGCUGGCCGUGGAGGACGCCCUCUUCGUGGCCAACCUGGGGGACAGCAAGGCCGUCCUCUGUCGCUGGGAUGAGGAGUCCAAGAGGCACCUGCCCCUCCCCCUGAGUGUGGACCACACCCCCACCGACUACCGGGAGAGGAUGCGCAUACAGAAGGCGGGGGGAUACGUCAGGGAGGGUCGAGUGAUGGGCGCCAUCGAGGUGUCCCGCUCCCUGGGCGACGCCCCCUUCAAGGGCGUGGGCGUGUCCUCGGUCCCGGACGUCCGGCUGCUCCGCCCCUCCGCCCGGGACCCCUUCCUGCUCAUGGCCUGCGACGGACUCUGGAAGGUGCUGGGCUCGCAGGAGGCGCUGCAACUCGUGCUGCCAGACACCAAGGAAGAUGCUCCGGAGGAGAUCUGCUGGGAGAGUGCGUGCGGCCGGCUGGCCAGCGAGGCCGUGCGCAAGUGUAGCGGAGACAACGUCACCGUCCUCCUGGUAGCCAUCAACAAGAUCCGGUGACAUCCGACCCGAUGAAGGCCGCCCAGAGCUCGAACCGACGACGCAUUCGACGGAUUCCCGACCACAGCUAUAUGAAGUUAACACAGCUGUAUACAAGUUUCUUGUCGAUGACGUCACGACGCGCCGAAGGGAGAACUGAUGAAACGUCACACACACUACCAUUACUUGGCGAAUCAGAGGAAAUCGCCAACUGUUCGUAAGCUCUUACUGGCUGGCGCGUUUGACUCGAAUGGGUGUACUACUCUGCGCCGCUCGUAAAAUUGAAAAUAUUUAAUCAUCUACAG
This is a messenger RNA of Uloborus diversus, 1319 nucleotides long. Its product is annotated as integrin-linked kinase-associated serine/threonine phosphatase 2C-like. NCBI's taxonomy places the organism in Eukaryota, Metazoa, Arthropoda, Arachnida, Araneae, Uloboridae. Gene Ontology annotation, biological process: protein dephosphorylation. Gene Ontology annotation, molecular function: protein serine/threonine phosphatase activity; cation binding. The record is from RefSeq and is a predicted model, not a curated record. The transcript has 8 exons. Bases 1 to 1035 code for a protein of 344 amino acids.